AUGAGAUCUACUGGCAAGGAUUACCUCCUCUUCAGGUAUUUGCACUCUGGAGUCUGGAGUCUCUGGGAUUCUGCUAGGUUGUUGGGCAGUCUCAUUCUCGCAUUCAAGUCUGUCUGCGUAAACCCCCGAAAGGCAUGGGCAAUCCGCAGCGGAAGGGAAAAUCCAGGGGACCUCACCAAACCUGCCUGUCUGCUACGCAGUAACCCGCCAACUAACGCGCCUUUUGGGUUUGGGCGAGGUGGUAGUGCAGACGAUCCAGCUCACCCCCGCGUCCACCUUGGCUCCUCGUCGUUCGAUCCUAAAGCGGGAUACAGGAGAAAAGAUUUGGAAACCGAGCUGCUCAUGAUUAUGGAGUCGUGCUUUGAGAGCCGCAAGGCCCGCGGGCCUAUCAACUCUAUGCAAAGAAACGAAGAUCGCCAGAACACAGCGCUCGAGAUCGGCUACUCGGCAGGCUCUCUCCUCGUUCUUGUUACAGGCCUCCAGAGUCAGUCAUCAUUCGAGUGUGCCGCUGCCGUUGCCGUUCCGUGCGUGCCUAUCCCAUCCCAUCUGUCCAUUUUGGAGAGAGCGCAGCAGCAAAUCACUCGCCAGUCGCCCUUGCUUCUUCACACUGGGGGCCGGAGCUUAAAGACAAACGAUCCUGGGCGCACCUCCUCACCAGAGUCACCACAGAGAGAAAAGAAGCUUGCGGCCGACCAUGGUGCACCGCAGCCCACAGGGUCCAGACCAUCCCUGCAUCCCUGGCUGAGCCUAGAUCCUGGUCCUGGCCUGCCGCCCGAAGGCAGAGGGGGGACAGCGGCCGGUCCCCCAGCACCCGCUUUUUGUGAGGGAAAGCAGAGAACAGACCAGAGGGGAUCUGAGAGAGACUUAGACAAGGAGGACGAGCAUGGCCCUGGGCCCUUGAUGGCUGGCUGCAGUGGGCUGGCUAGGUCUCUCUCGAGAGAAGACGGAGCGAGGGCCAAAAGGUGCGAACAGAAACGCCGCCGUCUUGGCUACUCACGGAUACCCAGUCCCAUUUCUGAUCAGACCCCAUCUCUCCUCACUCCGGACGAGUCGAGGGUGUCUCUUAUUCUUCCUAUAUUACUUUCAGACCUCGCUCGCCUUGGCACGUCAAAUCCCACGAACACCUACCUCUUCCGUUCUGCUCUCAGCCGUCUAUCCUUCCGGUCCUCCUCGCUGCCCCCGGGUCUCACAUCUUCCAUUAGUCGCCCCGUCCCAUCUUCUUCAUUCCUCACAACUUGGGAACACACCAGAGCCCGUUACUUGUUUUGUUUCACUCGCCUGCGAGCUUUCCCGCCCUCCAUUACGCUGACUUUUCUGCGCUCGGUUUCGCGCCUCGACUUGUCUCUGGUUGCCCUGCCGCUGUCACCGGAUCUCUUUUCCUCUAAUAAAUUGGCUUGCCCAGACCUGGACAUAUAUCCCUUCACGUCUCGGCACACCCCGCAUCCAUUCAAGCAUCUUAAUACAACACCACUGCCCUCCACCUUGAACUGCCACCUCCCCUACUGGUCAUUUACAAUCAUCGUAAAUUGCCGAACACCGCCUUGGCUUGAGAAUAUUGUCAACAGGUUAAUCGCAUCAACUCAGACGACCUGCUUCGUUGGAGGAAAGGCAAAGAAAAGGAACCAGGAGGCUUUCUUUGUGGCUAGAACUACUUCGACAUCGACGGACAUCGUGGGAAACAGACUUGCCAACACGACGACAAAGACGGAAUCUCUUCGCGCAUCAAAACACCAACUCUUGUAUACAUCACAAUCACCAAUUACCAACCCUAAUCACCAAAAGAAAAUGAAGCCUUCAUCACUACUCUUCGCCCUGGGCUUCACCCAGUUCGGCCUGGCUGCUCCCGUCCCAUCAACCAUUUCAGAUAUGGUCUCACACGUCAAGACCGAGGCACGUCGUCUGACGAGGGUAACACGCGUGUCUAUGCACCGCACACGGCCCAUCUCUGACGUAUAUGACAUCGAAACCGAGUUCAACAACGAGCCAGUAACACCAUCCGAGGACAUGCCCCCGUCAAUCGUCCUCGCCGCACCGCGGCCUCUGAAAACCAGCUACCUCCAAUCCCUGUCAAGGCACCCAGCACCUCACGGCAAGGACAGAGUGGUGGACGUUGUGGGUGACGGAACCCCCGAGACGAUUACGCCAAUGUCGCUCAAGGAUGGCCUGGCGGAGCUGCUGCCUUCUGGUCGCCUGCCGUCCUGGAAGCAAAUCACCCGGCCGACAAUGAGGAUCUUUGAGCAGCACCCCGAUCUGAUUGUUCUCGGCGCCGUCAUUGCCCUCGUUCUCGUCCUUUUGGUGCUGGAGUUUGUCGGUACUACCUUCCAAGGAGUACGCCAGCACUAUGACCCGCAAGGAGUGAUCCGGCUAGAGGUGGACGAGAAGGCGUGCAAGACACCAUCGUUCCGAUGUGACUCGGUGCCUUAUCAUGACGAGGAGGGGCAGGAUGCCGAAGAACCGAGACCAUGA
Messenger RNA from Colletotrichum lupini, 2466 nucleotides. RefSeq lists its product as uncharacterized. Lineage: Eukaryota; Fungi; Ascomycota; Sordariomycetes; Glomerellales; Glomerellaceae. The transcript has 9 exons. The record is from RefSeq and is a predicted model, not a curated record. Bases 1 to 2466 code for a protein of 821 amino acids.